AUGGACCAGCCUGAAGUGCUCGACACUUCCCUCGGCGACGACGAGUGGAACGAGGAGUUGGAGGCUGAGGAGGCAUCGCUGCGCGCCGAGCUGGCAGCUGCCCGUGGUCGCCUGGUGGAAGUGGAGCGCCGGCGCUCGGCCCAGGCGGCAGUCCUGGAGAGGCGACUGCGUUCGCUGACCGGCGACCUCGAGGAGGCACGCCGAGAGUCCGGCGAGCUGCUGAGCGCGCUGCUGUCCGAACGGCAGCAGUCCGCGGAGCUGCCGGGCAUGCUCGCGGCCGAGGCCGCGAGCAGCCGCCUGGCCGCGUCGUGGUCCGCCGAGCUCGCCGCCCAGUCUGCAGCGCUGGCCGCCGUGCACGACGAGGUGCUCGCCGCCUCGUCGCCCCUGCCGGCUCGGGCUGGCGCGGCGGCCUGGCGGGCGCAGGCCGUGCACGAGAGGCGGUGCGCGAGCCACCGGGCGCGUGAGGUGCGCGCGGAGCUACAGGACGUGCUGCGGCAGGUUCAGGCAAUGCGCGCCGGCUGCGAGGCCCGGGAGUUCCACUGCGAGCUGCUGGCGGACGAUGUGAGCGCAACGCUCGCUGCCAGGCGGCGUGCGGAGCCUGUCGGCAGCAGCGCGGCUGGGCUCGCCGACGUGUUGGACCACACCUCCGACGCUGGACUCGAGCUGACGGCGUCGCAGAACUUCACCGCGACCGACCACUGCCUGAUAGGCUCCCCGCGUCAGGCGAGCCCGUCGCUGCCGCGCGGCAGCCCGGCGCUGGGGCGCUCCCCGCUGGGCGACACCCUGGACCUGUCUGCGUCCUCGAUCUCCUCGGGCGCGAGGUGGGGCGAGGCGGCGAGCGGCAUCAGGAGAGCCCCGGAGCGGCCGGAGGCGCCCGAGCCGCCGCGCGGCGCUGGGCCCGCGUGCCGGGCGCGGCGGCGGCCUCGGUCGUCGGCGCUCGCGGUCGUCGGCGCCCUCGGUCGGAGCCCUCGAGUCGGCGGCCUCGCGAUCGGCGCCCUCGAUCGGCGGCCUCGGCCUGUUGCCCUCGACCUGUUGCCCUUGAUCGGCGCCCGGGAGGGGCGGUUCGGGACGAAGAGCGUGUCCGUGGGCGCGCUGGAGGCGCUGUCGCCGCAUGCCCCGCGGCGCGGUCCGCGGGAGCCGCUGGCCCUGGGCCCCGAGGGCAGCGCCCUCGCGGCGGCCGGCGGCGCCUCGGCGGCCGCAGCGCCGCAGAGCCUGGAGGCCGCCGCGGAGGCCGCCACGACGCCGGGCCGGCUGGCGGCCGAAGUGGCGCACGCGGUGGCCGCGCCCCGGGCCGUGCUGCCCCCCGCCCUGCCAAAGGGUGGCCUCUACCAAUGGCUGUCCUGGGCGUCUGCAGGGCAGUCCUGCUGA
This is a messenger RNA of Prorocentrum cordatum, 1368 nucleotides long. The record is from the annotation of a GenBank genome assembly. NCBI's taxonomy places the organism in Eukaryota, Dinophyceae, Prorocentrales, Prorocentraceae.